Messenger RNA from Oryza brachyantha (malo sina), 2513 nucleotides. Its product is annotated as stromal 70 kDa heat shock-related protein, chloroplastic-like. The coding region runs from base 85 to 2199 and encodes 704 amino acids. Gene Ontology annotation, molecular function: misfolded protein binding; ATP hydrolysis activity; ATP-dependent protein folding chaperone. Gene Ontology annotation, cellular component: chloroplast; cytoplasm. The transcript is spliced from 8 exons. The record is from RefSeq and is a predicted model, not a curated record. Gene Ontology annotation, biological process: cellular response to unfolded protein; protein refolding. Lineage: Eukaryota; Viridiplantae; Streptophyta; Magnoliopsida; Poales; Poaceae.
UCCGCCUCCGCCUCCGCGAGAAGCCUUUCCGCCGCGAAUCCUCCCCUCGCUGCUUGCUGAGAGGACUAGGGUUUCCUCUCGCUCAUGGCGUCCUUCGCCUCCCAGGUCGGCGCGAUGGCGUCGGGGUCGCCCCUCGUGGGGCGGAGGCCAUGCCCGGCGGGGGCCAGGAGCGGCCAGCUGUUCGUGGGGCGGAGGCCCGCGCCCGCGGCGGUGCAGAUGCGGGCGCCGCGGGCGGGGCGGCCGCGGGGCCUGGCGAUGCGCGUGGCGUGCGAGAAGGUGGUGGGGAUCGACCUCGGCACCACCAACUCCGCCGUGGCGGCGAUGGAGGGGGGCAAGCCCACGGUCAUCACCAACGCCGAGGGCCAGCGGACGACGCCCUCCGUCGUCGCCUACACCAAGGGAGGGGAGCGCCUCGUCGGCCAGAUCGCCAAGAGGCAGGCCGUGGUCAACCCGGAGAACACCUUCUUCUCCGUCAAGCGCUUCAUCGGCCGCAAGAUGGCCGAGGUCGACGACGAGGCCAAGCAGGUCUCCUACCACGUCGUGCGCGACGACAACGGCAACGUCAAGCUCGACUGCCCCGCCAUCGGCAAGCAGUUCGCCGCCGAGGAGAUUUCCGCGCAGGUCUUGAGGAAGUUGGUGGAUGAUGCAUCCAAGUUUUUGAAUGAUAAAAUUACAAAGGCAGUGGUUACUGUUCCGGCAUACUUCAAUGACUCACAGAGAACAGCAACAAAAGAUGCUGGACGCAUCGCCGGAUUGGAAGUUCUCCGCAUUAUAAAUGAGCCAACUGCUGCAUCCCUUGCUUAUGGUUUUGAGAAGAAAAACAAUGAAACAAUUCUUGUGUUUGACUUGGGAGGCGGUACCUUUGACGUCUCUGUAUUGGAGGUUGGAGAUGGUGUGUUUGAGGUGCUUUCCACAUCCGGUGACACACACCUUGGUGGUGAUGACUUUGAUAAGAAAGUUGUGGAUUGGCUUGCUAGCAACUUUAAGAAAGAUGAAGGCAUUGAUCUUCUGAAAGACAAACAAGCCCUGCAGCGACUCACUGAGGCAGCAGAGAAAGCUAAGAUGGAGCUGUCUACGCUGACACAAACAAACAUUAGCUUGCCUUUCAUAACUGCUACUGCUGAUGGGCCUAAACACAUCGAGACAACCCUCUCCAGAGCCAAAUUUGAGGAACUGUGUUCAGACCUCAUUGACAGGCUUAAAACUCCUGUCAAUAAUGCCUUGAGAGAUGCCAAGCUGUCUGUUGAUAACCUGGAUGAAGUAAUUCUUGUUGGUGGAUCCACUCGGAUCCCUUCAGUGCAAGAACUUGUGAGGAAGAUCACUGGCAAGGAUCCCAAUGUCACAGUCAACCCUGAUGAGGUUGUUUCUCUCGGGGCAGCUGUGCAGGGUGGAGUUUUGGCUGGAGAUGUAAAAGAUGUUGUUCUUCUUGAUGUUACUCCAUUGUCUCUUGGUUUGGAGACAUUGGGUGGAGUGAUGACCAAGAUUAUCCCUAGAAACACAACACUGCCCACCUCAAAAUCAGAGGUAUUCUCGACAGCUGCAGAUGGUCAGACAAGUGUGGAGAUUAAUGUUCUCCAGGGGGAGAGAGAGUUUGUCCGGGACAACAAGUCUCUUGGAAGCUUCCGCUUGGAUGGAAUCCCACCUGCACCACGUGGUGUUCCACAAAUUGAAGUCAAGUUUGAUAUUGAUGCCAAUGGCAUUCUCUCCGUUGCUGCUAUUGACAAGGGCACUGGGAAGAAACAGGAUAUCACCAUCACUGGUGCCAGUACUCUACCAAAGGAUGAGGUUGAGAGAAUGGUAGAAGAGGCUGACAAGUUUGCUCAGGAGGACAAAGAGAAAAGAGAUGCAAUUGACACCAAAAACCAGGCAGAUUCUGUGGUCUACCAGACCGAGAAGCAACUGAAGGAGCUGGGUGACAAGGUACCUGCACCUGUGAAAGAGAAGGUAGAUGCCAAGCUCAAUGAGCUCAGAGAAGCUAUUGCCGGUGGAUCAACACAGAACAUGAAGGAUGCCAUGGCUGCUUUGAACGAGGAGGUUAUGCAAAUCGGUCAGGCCAUGUACAACCAGCAGCCAAAUGCUGGUGCCGCUGGACCUACUCCUGGUGCUGAUGCUGAUGCUGGUGCUGGACCAACGAGCUCUGGCGCAAAGGGACCGAAUGACGGAGAUGUUAUUGAUGCGGACUUCACCGACAGCAAUUGAUGGUUAUAGCAAUUAAAGGUCAUUGAUGGAAGGAUGAUCCUUGGUGCAUGACGGUGAGGGAUACUCUGGGUGGCGCUAUAGAGAAUGAACAAAUUGUGCCUUCUGUAUUACCGUCAAUCCAUGUUAGAUUAGGUUAUUUAGUAUGCAAUUUGAUAGCGGUAGGGUUUUGCCAACAUUUUCCUGUGAUAUUGUAUGAAGGAUUGAAAGAAGCAGUCUUCACCAAAGAAAGGAGGCAAAGGUUUUGAUCGGAGAUAUAGCUAAUUGAUAAGAUAAGACCUUGUCCUUUGAAAAAUAAGUUGUCAUGAGUUCCCUGU